Messenger RNA from Rosa rugosa (rugosa rose), 1113 nucleotides. RefSeq lists its product as uncharacterized. Lineage: Eukaryota; Viridiplantae; Streptophyta; Magnoliopsida; Rosales; Rosaceae. The coding region runs from base 246 to 902 and encodes 218 amino acids. The record is from RefSeq and is a predicted model, not a curated record. Gene Ontology annotation, biological process: negative regulation of translation; translation. The transcript has 6 exons. Gene Ontology annotation, cellular component: mitochondrial large ribosomal subunit; ribosome. Gene Ontology annotation, molecular function: mRNA binding; structural constituent of ribosome.
AAAAGAAAAGGAAAAAAAAAAAAAAAAAAAACAGUUAAGUGACCGAAAGGCCAUGAUCACUUGAUCAUAAGGGUUUAAGCCUUGAGUUAAAAACCAAAAGGUUCAUUUUUCACGAUUCAAAUUGCUGGGAACGCCAAGGCUGAGGCACCCGAUCGCAUUUGCGCGCAGCUGGAUGAUUUGCAUUUGAAGAAGUUGAAAGUCACUGAAGGUAAAGUUGGAAGAAGAAGAAGAAGAAGAAGAGAGAAAUGGCAAGCCAGGCAGCUAGGUCUUUUAACGGUAACAUGAAGAAAGCUGUUGCCGGCCUCAGACGUAUUAAUCUUGAUGGUCUGAGAUGGAGAGUAUUCGAUGCGAAAGGCCAGGUUCUUGGAAGGCUAGCGUCUCAAAUAUCUACUGUGAUUCAAGGAAAGGAUAAACCAACAUACACUCCAAAUCGAGAUGAAGGAGAUAUGUGCAUUGUGCUGAACGCGAAGGAUAUUUGCGUCACGGGUAGUAAACUGACUGAUAAAGUUUAUCAUUGGCAUACUGGGUAUGUGGGUCAUCUGAAGGAGAGGACGUUAAAAGAUCAGAUGGUCAAAGAUCCUACGGAAGUCAUUCGCAAAGCUGUGUUACGCAUGCUCCCAAAGAACAAAUUGCGCGAUGAUAGAGAUAGAAAGCUGAGGAUAUUUCCUGGUAGUGAACACCCCUUUGGUGAUCGGCCCCUUGAAACAUAUGUGAUGCCCCCUAGGAGAGUAAGGGAAAUGCGACCCCGUACAAGACGUGCCAUUGUCCGAGCUCAGAAAAAGGCUGAACAGCAACAACAAGAUGCUAAUGAUCCACGAAGGGGCAAAAAGAAGGAUACACGGGAAUUGGUUGCUUCUAAUUACUCGAGCUUAUUUGGGCUUAUGAAAGUUGUUGAGGAAUAGCCACCUAAAAUGGGAUUUGAAUCGGGACUUUUAUGUAGUAGUGCUUUUCCCGUACCAAUGUUUGACAGUUAGAGUUGUCAAAACUCACAAGUUAGUUUUCAGAAGCUGGUAGUUUGUAGUAAGGAAAUGAGGUGCCAUAUCUGUGGCUAGGUCUAUCAGCAAUAAGAUUUUCAAGUACACUUUCUGGCUUUGCGCUUGUGCAUUACUGGUA